UGCACCAUUUAGGGUCCCCGCGCCCGGCUCCUUGGCGGUCACUCGAGGCUGUGCAGCUUCAGGUGGGGCUGAGCCUAUGAGUUUCUGGAGACCUGUACAAGCAGUCUGAACGUCCAGACCGGGUUGUUCCAGUGCCAGACUAGACAGGCUGAUUUUGGCUGCUCCUCUUGGCACCUUGCAGCCCCUUGUCGAAGCAGAUGAUGUUUCGGGCUGCCGCCAGCCUGAGAGACACUGCUGCCCGAUGCUUUCGUGUGCGGUGCCUCGGGUUCCGCGUGGGUCCUUGGUGCGUCUCCCAGCAUGAAAACCCCGGCUGUGCUGCAGCUCCACACAGGACGCUGCAUGUCAGCGCGACGGCCUCGGCAGGACACAAUAAAUGGUCUAAAGUCCGGCACAUCAAGGGCCCCAAGGACAUGGAAAGGAGUCGAAUCUUCUCUAAGCUCACUCUGAGUAUCCGCCUGGCGGUUAAAGAGGGAGGCCCUAACCCUGAGAACAACAGCAGCCUGGCCAACAUCUUAGAGGUGUGUCGCAGCAAGAAUAUGCCCAAGUCAACCAUCGAGUCAGCACUGAAGACGGAGAAAAACAAGGGCAUUUACUUGCUGUAUGAGGGCCGAGGCCCUGGAGGUGCUUCUCUGCUUAUUGAGGCAUUAUCAAACAGUAGCCCCAAGUGCCACUUGGACAUCAAAUAUAUCCUGAACAAGAACGGGGGAAUGAUGGCUGAAGGAGCACGUCACUUUUUUGACAAAAAAGGAGUGGUUGUGGUUGGAGUGGAGGAUAGAGAGAAGAAAGCUGUGAACCUAGAGCGCGCCCUAGAACUGGCCAUCGAAGCGGGAGCCGAGGAUGUGAAGGAAGCCGAAGACGAAGAAGACAAGAACCUUUUUAAAUUCAUUUGUGAUGCUUCUUCAGUACAUCAAGUGAGGAAGAAACUGGACUCCCUGGGCCUGUGUUCCGUAUCCUGCUCGCUGGAGUUCAUCCCCCACUCGAAGGUGCAGCUGGCUGGGCCUGAGCUGGAGCAGGCUGCUCACCUCAUCCAGGCUCUCAACAACUAUGAGGAUGUGAUUCACGUUUACGACAAUAUCGACUAGAUGUGUCUCCAGGCUCCUUCCUAGGCCAGCGCGAGCUUCUGCAGCAAUCUCAGAGGCUGAGACAGGUGGGAGAUUAGAGACCUGCUGCAGUGUCUUACAGCCUUGGGAAAGAGGGACUCUUAGCUCUGCUGGUAUCACAGGCCAUCUGGAAUGCAAGGAGAGACUGGCCAGCUGGUCUGACUCUGAUCCCAGGUGACUGACUCUUGUGAAGAGCCUUAAGAGUCCCGGGGCACCGAAGAGUGGAAAACAGUCUUCAGUAGUAACCAUAGUGACGUUUGGAUGCUUUAUGACUCUUGAGUUGUCCUGAUUCAUGUCCGGUUUUUGAGCCUCUGGACUAAGUAACAUUCAAACCCACAUGCUUGCUUUUCUACUUUCAUACUAAGAUUGUCUUUUUCCUUUUCUUUCUGUUUUGGAAUAGAGACAUGGCUGUUCUUGUAGUUGAAUGCUGGUCUAACAACCUAGCCUUUUCACUUGUUCAUGCAGCUAAUAUUCCCUGGACACCUUACUUGACAGGAAUUGUGCUUUUCUAGGGAGCAGGCAGUCUGGCUGAUGCUUAUGUCCUGCUCUGAGAUGUGAGGCCUCAAAGGGAAGACGCAGGGAUAUACACGGUGCUGUCCCAGAGCAUUAUGGAUCAUGAUCACCAGUUUUGCUCUCUUUAUGUGGUUUCUGUUCCCUUCUCCAAGAGCCUAAGCUUUAGUGCCAAUAGGAAAUCAGGCGCCAAGGAAAAUGGCCUCCUCAGGGCCUGCUUCGAUAUCAGCAGUUGGGGUUGCUUUCCUGAAAGGGUUUAUACUAACCUAGGUAUGAUAGAUAGUCUCAGAAGCCCAGUUUUAGCAGGAACGAUGAUAACUAGAGGGGAAACAGGCAAAGGGAAGACUGAUAGGCUGGGCCAGAGCCUAACCAAAGAAAGUUUGGAAGGUCUAGUAGAGCUGACUGCCUGCGUGGUAGCACAUCACACAAUGGGUGUGGAACAGCUCUUGAACCCAGGUCACCUACCAAGGUAUAAGUCAUUCAGGCUGGUUCUAAGCUCAGAGUAAUCUUUUCUGAAGGAGCCUUAGAUAAAAAAGUGUGGAUAAGACCUAAAGCUGUGAAAGAUAACUUCUACUUCUGAAAAAAAGACAGCUGGAAAGCCACGAUUAGGGAAACAACAGCAACAACAACAACAGCAAAACAACCCAAGCUCAUACCUGAGCAGAUGGAUGCCUUAUGCCUCAUAGCAACGUCUUCUACUAGCCAGGGCUUUUUAGACUUGUUGGGCUAAGUCAUGUAAGUUCGGACUAGCACAUUGUCUGAAUGGGGUAACUUGAUAUUGAUUAACUGCUUUAGAAUAGAUACAAUACUGUUGUGUUACUUGAUUUUACCAAGAAACCUGUAAAACAGAGCAAGGGGUUGGGACAUGGCUUGGCAAGUAAAGUGUUGGCCAUGCAAAUGUGAGGACCUGAGUUCAAAUCCACAGCAGCCACAUAAUGGCUCAAUGCAGUAGUGUGUGUCUGUAAUCCCAGUGCUCCUAUGCGAAGGUGGAAGGCUGGGACAGCAGAGUCCCCUGAAGCUUGGAAGCCAGCUAGCUUGGCAUUCGUAUCAGUAAAAUAAAAGAGACCCUGUCUCAAACAAGGUAGAAGGUGAACACUCACACCCGAGUCCUCUGACCUCCACACGUAUGCCAUGGCACAUGUGUACCCACAGGUAAACAUACUGACAUAUCAUGUACACUCGUGUACACACAUGUACAAAAAAUACGAAAAUAAAAUAAUUAUUUUAUAUAUAAAUUAUUUUAUACCUAGGGCUGGAGAGAUGGCUCUUUUUUUUCUUCUGAUCUCCUAUAGCAUUCACACAUACAUGAUAUGCACACAUAUACACACAUACACACACAUACAUAGUUUAUGAAAAAGGAUAAUAAAUCUUUUUUAUAAUAUCUUUUUUAAUUCGAUAUAUUUUUUAUUUACAUUUCAAAUGAUUUCCCCUUUUCUGGAGAAUAAAUAUCUUUUUAAAUAACCCUCAAAUCAUCUCCUUCCAAACAAAGGAGAGUGGGUCUAAUCUGGUAUCUUAUGUUGACAGACUUGUUUAUAAUAUGGCCCUGUUUUAGAAUUGUUGAAUAUAAACUAAGUUGAAGGAGUAUGAUCCUUUAUAACCUGAGAAACCCUAAGGGAACUUGGCUACUCAUGUGAACAGGCCCCUUCCAAUCUAGAAGAGUCUGUAAAUAUGACUUGUGGAACUGGUUUCCUUACACAGGGCCCUGCCUCCUGUGAGGCGCCUGUGAGAGUGACUCUGCACUGACCCCUGGUGGCCGCUCCUGUUGCUAACAAGGAGAAGCAGACUUGAACCUUUCCUGUUAUGUACCAGUCCAGUUGAGCCCUUAAAAUAUAAAGAUAGCCAUAUCCAUACAAUAUAAUUAACAAAAACUACUGUGAAGAUGGGUAGUAAGGACAUUUAAGAAGGUAGAGUUUUAAUUUAGUGAUACAUUCUGUCUGACUUUUAUCAUUAUAAAAGUGAAUUGUAUAACAAUAGCAUCUGCGUUUCAGGGAAGAAAGCUUAGAGUUCCCUUUGUUAUUUCUGCUUUGAAAUUUCACUUGGAGAUCAUGAAGUAGGUGUUCAGGACUCUCAGAGCAAUAAUAAAAAAUUGGGAAUGAGAAGACAAAAGUACAGCCCUUCCCAUUGCACAGUAAUGCCCUGACAGUUACCUUCGCCCGAAGCAGUUACCUUUCUAAGCAUACUUUAUAUCAAGCUGGCUGUGGUGACACACACCUGUAACACAAGCGCAGGCCGGAGUAGGAGGACUGUUGAGAGUUUAAAGCUAACCUGGUCUACAUAUGGAGUUCGGGCCAGCCAGGGCUACAUAGUAAGACCUUGCCUCAACGAACCAAAAAUUAAACAAAAAUAUUUUAUGUCAUUUGAAAAUGUCAUGUAUGCUGGGCUAGGGUGUGGCUCAGUAGCAGAGCAUGUGCUUAGUAUGUGUGAGACCCCCGGAGUCCAGGCUCUGGUAUGUGCACUAGAUGCAGCACAGCUUAAGCUUUGAAAUGUGUACUCAACAAUACUAUCCUCACUAGUUCUUUUCUUUCUUUCUUUUUCCCCACUUUAAAACAAGGUCUCAUGUAAUCUAGGUUAGCUUCAGAUUUGUUAUGUGGCCAACCUGGCUUUGAGCUCCUGCUCCUGUUCCCUUUACCUUCCAAGAGCUCACAUGGCGUUUGGUUGGUUUUUGUUUUAUGGCUAAGAGGAAAUUUGUAAGAACCUGAGAAAUGGCAACUAUAGAGUGAUGAUAUCACUGAUUUUUUUUUUUUGCUUUGUUUUGGAGUUUUGUUUUAUUUUAGUUAGUGAGUUAGACUUCCUGUGUAGCCCAGGUUGGCCUGAAGCUUGCUGUAGGCCUUGAACUCAUGGUCAUUCUCCUGCCUUACCCUCUCCAGAGAGGACUGUAGCUGUGGCUCACCAUGCCAGCGUUACUGAGGCUUUCUUUCUGGAAUCCUGUUAUUUUUCUCAGGGGAGGUUUUUGUUUAUUCUUUUUCUGUGGUGGAGAGCUGACCCAGGGUCUCACACUCACACACACACUCACAUUCUCACACUCACUAGGCUCUGCUGCUGAACUACCUCCCUGGCCCAAGGGGAGAUAGAGGACACAAACUAACAAACACAUGCUGGGUCUGGCUCUGUAUUCCAAUUUAGGAGGCUAGACAGAGGGUUAGGACAAGAGGGGUUUGACUUUGAGGUUAGAAAACAAAUCCAUUAACCAAAGCUAAAGCCAAAAACUAAAAAAAAAAAAAAAAUCUUCCUCAUAUUAUUGCCCAACUAGGAGACUGACAACAUUUGGAAGUCUGGGUAUAGUGUGUGUGUGUGUGUGUGUGUGUGUGUGUAUUUUAAACAACAAUAACAAACCAGGGUCUCACUGUAUAGCCCUAGUUAUGUAGAACAUACUUGGCUUGAACUUCCUCCUGCCUCUGUGUCUGGAGUGCUCAUUGCAUGAAUCACCACGCCUGGCUCUGACGAACCUCUAAGUCAGAAAAACGGGGCUUGGAUGGCUUACAUCAUCACUUACAUCAUCUUAUCUUUGAUCAUUGUCUUAGUAAUACAAAGUUACUCACUGCCUUGAAGCCACACUAGGGUUAUGCGCGAGUGUCCUUCUGGUAAGAUGGAAAUAUUUGUGACAGGCUCUGUCACAACUUUGACUAAUAUGUGUGUACAUGUUAGGAUCAAAUCUAACCUAAGGUCUUGCCAAGCAAAGGCUACAGAUACCACUGAGCUAUAUCUCCAGCCCCAUUUUUUAUCUUUUGAGAUAGAGCAUCACUAAGUUGCCCACGCUGGCCUUGAAUUUGUGAUCCUGCUAUCCCAGCCUCCUAAGUGGAUAGGAUUAUAGCCUGUGCUAGCAAGCCUGGCUUACACUGAGUCUUACCGGAACUGCUGCUGUGCUGUGGGGCUGUGGACGUAGUUCAGAUGAUGCCCAAGGCCUCAGCCAUGAUUCCUAGCAUCUUGUAAACUGGACGUGGUAAAGCAUGAUCUUAGCACCUGGGAGGGGAAGUGCAAAGCAGGGUUGCCGUGUGCAAGAGGCCCUGGUAUGCUCAGAACAACACCGAAGGCUCUGGUUCCAGUCACCUGUGGAAGUACUACAAUGCUGCUGGGUUACUUUUUUUUUUUUAA
Messenger RNA from Apodemus sylvaticus (European woodmouse), 5702 nucleotides. RefSeq names its product translational activator of cytochrome c oxidase 1. Bases 198 to 1082 code for a protein of 294 amino acids. Gene Ontology annotation, cellular component: mitochondrion. The record is from RefSeq and is a predicted model, not a curated record. The transcript is spliced from 5 exons. Lineage: Eukaryota; Metazoa; Chordata; Mammalia; Rodentia; Muridae.